This is a messenger RNA of Gossypium raimondii (Peruvian cotton), 1955 nucleotides long. RefSeq lists its product as uncharacterized. The record is from RefSeq and is a predicted model, not a curated record. The transcript is spliced from 5 exons. Lineage: Eukaryota; Viridiplantae; Streptophyta; Magnoliopsida; Malvales; Malvaceae. Bases 296 to 1606 code for a protein of 436 amino acids.
AACGACGUUAAAUAAAGCCGUCUAAAACGACUUCACUCUUUUCUCCGCUUCCUGCCCUGAAAAUACUUAAAGAAACGAAAGUUAAAACGAAGAACAAAGCAGCCUUAUUUUAAAACACUCUGCUCUCUAUUUACAAAUACGCCGCCGUCUAUCGGAGCUCAGAGAGGUCUGUGAAGCCGGUUGUUUUCCUUAUGCAGUAACACCUAUGCUAAUUUUGAUCGAGUUCAUUUUCUGGGCAAUGUGAAUGGUGGUUGUUUGAAUACUUUUAGAGAAUUAGUUUGUCUUGGGGUGGAUCAUGGGGGCUGCAUGUUGUGUUGCUGCUAGAGACAAAACUAUCGUAAAUGGAUCAGGUAGUGAGGUUUUACAUAGGAAUAUAAGGUAUUCUCCAACUUGGAGUUUUCGUUGGGAUAACCGAGGGCGUGUAGCUGGUGAAGACACUUCUAUAAGUUGGUUUUCGGAUGCAGUUAGUCGGAAUGAUGGAUCAGAGAUCAAAUAUGAAUCUGCAUGUGCAUCAGAGGAUGGAAAUUCAUCCGAGAGUUUUCAGUCUCGUACGUGGCAAAAGUCCCCAACUUCUGAAGGAACUGCUGGACAUGCAAGAACUCCUGCUUCAGAUCAAUCUAUUUCUAGAAAUAUCUCUGUUGAUGUGAACUUAGAGCAGGUGAAGGAGUCGGUAGAAUCCCCUGUGGCUUCUUACCCGUCUCCCUCAAAGUUAUCACAUUCUUUGCCAUCAGCUUCCUCGUUGGCAACAUCCCCUUUGUCUUCCCAAAGUCAUGUGCACCCUACUGGUUCAACAAUAACGAGGUGGCCUCUCAGAUCUCCUGGACAUCAUCUAUUGCGACAAGUAUCUGAUAACCGAAUUCUAGGACUAAAGUCACCUAAUGGAUACUCAGUUGGUGAGGAAAGGCUUGUAAUGCCUUCAUGGAGCAAUGAAUCAACUGGGGGCUCUCGGGGUGGUUCUUCUGAUGGUUGGUCUAUGCAGGCCCUUUCUGAAUUUAUGCCUCCAUCUCGUAGGGAAAGGUGGUCUUUUGAUAAUGACACAUGGGGUUUCCAACGUGAGAAAAUAAGCAAACCCAGUGGCCGAAUCUCUGCACCGCCGUCUGUUGAUCUGCAAACAUGUGGUGUUUGCUCCAAGCUGUUAUCAGAAAAAUCUUUGUGGAGCACUCAGAAGAUUAUUAUUAGCAAUGAUCUUUCUGUUGUUGCAGUACUAACUUGUGGCCAUGUUUACCAUGCUGAAUGUUUGGAAAAUAUGACCCCUGAAAUUGACAAGUAUGACCCUGCUUGUCCAAUAUGCACUUUGGGGGAGAAGAAGACACAUAAAUUAUCUGAGAAAGCAUUUAAAGCAGAAAUGGAUUUUAAGGCCAAAAUCAACAAGAAAUCAAGGAGCCGGGUUGUUGAUAGUGAUAUGGACGUGGAUCCUAUUGUAUUUAAUCGUCUGAAAAGCAGUGGACAUGAAGGGAAGGCCUCCAGUUCAAGCAUGAAAAGCUCCUUGGGCAAGCCUUUCCUGAAGAAACACUUCUCCUUUGGAUCAAAGGGAAGUAGAUCCCCUUCAGAGAAUCAUUCUAACUGGAAAAAGGGAUUUUUCUGGGCCAAAUCUAGUAGGAUCUAAAUUUCUUGUCUGCUGUUAGAAGUUGUGUUGGAUAUAUAGGGCUUGCACAUGGUGGUGCAGGAUGCUAUUCUUGAAGAAUUCUUGACUUCUGAAGUUUUUCAACAGUGUCAUAUCUCAUGGGACUCGCACUGUAAAGAAGAAAAAUGGAAAUUAUAGGUGAAAAAAAAAUAGGCUCAACAGGAAGAAACGUUUAAACAAUGAAAUAUAUAAAUAUAAUAUAGUAUAUAUAUAUGAUAACAUCAGUGAUGAUGUUCUUAUUUUGUACAGACUGAUCUGGUGUCUUGUUUCUUGCUUGGAUUGCAUUCAUACACGAAUUGAUUCAAUAUGAAAUCCCUGUGUGGUUAAUUGA